AUGAUGGAGUUCAGUGUCACCCAUGCAGCCGAGCAGUUGGUGACCACCUACGCCGAUGGGCAGUCUCGCCAAACAUGGGAUCACAAAUGGACGAUCACGCCCUCAACAAAACAUGACAAAUUACUGCUGGAAGGGCAUGCUUGUGCUUAUGAUCUCGCACUUCAAAAGGCUCAUAUCAAUCGAAAAGAAUACCUCGCUGUCCUGAAGUGCCUUAAUCUACUGGUCAAAUGGGUCGGAUGGUUCCCUGCUUCCCGUCAGCAAAUACGUCAGGUUGUCAUUUUCUGUGAUAACUCGAGUGCAGUGGCAUGGUCCCAGACUGAUAAACUCAACGGGAGUAUCUACGACCAGGCUGCCAUUGCAAGAGCUACAGAUGCCCUCAACCAGCACCGGCAUCAUCUGCAAGUUGACUGUAACAUCUCCUUGGAGAUACGGCAUAUAAAGGGUCUUCGUAACCUUUUUGCGGACCAUCUAUCCCGCCUGCCUGCCAUCCUGCCUGACUUGCCUCCUUUGGGGGGAGAUGAGCAGGAAAAGGGGCAUUCAGCUAGAUGCUCAGGGCAGGCUGCAGUAGUAUUGUGUGCGCUUGAUGAACAGCUCUGCAUCGAGAGAUUUGGCCAUGGCACUCAUCAUGCAUAUCGUCCCUGCUCAACUACCUCUGCAAGUGACCCAAUGCCUACUGAGCCGGAUGCAGAGCUUGGUCGACCCAUGACUAUGGUUGAUCCUCCGGCUGUAGGAGUUUCCUUCGUAACGAGGUCAGGAGGAACUGAGCAGGGGGGACGACGGGCCCAGUUCGAUGACACCACAGAUUUGGCCAAUAUGGAACCAAAGGAUAUCUUAGAACUGGAGAGUAAUGCCUUGAAGGACCUAGAGUUUUGUGAAACUCACGAGGUUUGUGGCAUUCGACUCGGAGACCUCGUCCUUGCACUCCAAGGAAGGCUUGCCAAGAAGCCGCAGAAUGAGAGUGCCUAUGCUUUGGCCAGAGGAGGUGCGCAUGGUCCUUACUUCCGGCUGAGCGAGGUGGGUAGUGUUUUAGAACACCAGGAUCCCAGCGUUCACGAGGGCUGGAAGGUUUAUCUGAACACAACGAGGGCGCGGGAAUGGGCGCUGUACCGUAGCCAUUCCCAUCCGUUGCUAGCUGCCCACCAGGGUGCUCCCCGAGCCUGGGAAGCAUUAUGGAAGGCAGGAUAUGUCUGGGACACAAUGGUGGCUGAUGUUCGCAGGGGUGUAUCUACCUGUCAUGAAUGCCAGAUGGGCAAACCCUUCGCAAAGGAACCUGCUCAACCACUGGUACGCAAGAGGAACUCGGGCAGGUUCACCAAUGUCCAGAUCGACUUUCUGACCAAACCAAAUGAUGUCAAGUUGGGGGGACCUCCCGAGUUGAGCCCUGGAGGAUGGCAGUACCUAUGUGUUCUGAUGGAUGAGGGGACUCGUGUCGCGCUUGCUGUGCCAUCGUUCUCCACAAGCACAAGGGACGUGAUUCAGGCGUUACUCCAGUGGUGUGCUUGCUAUGGAAUCCCUUCAGUCCUCCAGAUGGAUAUGGCCGGGGCUCACCAGUCACAAGAGCUUGCAAUGUUCCUCAGGAUGAUGGGCAUCUCUUUGAGACCGGGAGUACCGAGAAGGCCCCAGAGUCAGGGGAUGAUUGAACGGCUCAUUCGUGAUGUCAAAUCCGCCAUCCACACUGCCCAAGCAGAUAGGCGAGGGUACACUACUCCCUGGUGGGCUGCUGCACUAGUAGCCAUCAUGGUGCAUAACCACUCUACUUUGUAUGACACCCACUUAUCUCCCCAUGAAUUGGCUACGGGCGCACCCUCCACAGGGUUAGUAUCAUUACCCUCAUGUCCUCAAGACACUGAUGACGGGCCUCAGACUUCGGACAUUAAUGACCCUACGAAGCUCUGGUAUCGCCUGCAUGAGUGGAUAGGUUCAGCUUACUCACUUCUUACUCAUGUACGGAAUGAGAGGCAAUGUUGCAUCUUGCCAGGCAGGAAGUUCCCCGCUCCUCUCUCUCACCUUUUACCUUUUCAUGAGGAUGACGUUGAGAAGAAAAGAGAAGAAGAGACUGGCCCUCAUCGAGCACAUUUAUCCUCCAUCCUCCGCGGCAAGAUGCCUCAGGGUAUCGCCCUGGGCGACCUAGCUGGUGGCGAGUGGAUGGUCAUCCGCCGCUCAACAAAGACCGACGGAGGAACGACUACUUGCUAUCUUGCUGAAUUUAAGAAGAAGCCAUGUUCGCCACUAAGGGGGGAUGUGCGACUGACGGCAGCCUCCUGUCAGCGCAAAGUUAGUGACGAACAGUUUUUCGCUACGCCAUUAGCUUGA
Molecule: messenger RNA, 2313 nt
Organism: Perkinsus marinus ATCC 50983
Lineage: Eukaryota; Perkinsozoa; Perkinsida; Perkinsidae
Product: gag/pol/env polyprotein, putative
Exons: 5
Coding region: 1-2313 (770 amino acids)
Biological process (GO): DNA integration
Molecular function (GO): nucleic acid binding
Source: RefSeq, a predicted model, not a curated record